Messenger RNA from Spodoptera littoralis (African cotton leafworm), 2755 nucleotides. The record is from the annotation of a GenBank genome assembly. Lineage: Eukaryota; Metazoa; Arthropoda; Insecta; Lepidoptera; Noctuidae.
CAAAAUAAUCACAACAAACCAAACGUCAAAACGUGCUAUAACCUCAAACUAAUAGUUUGUGAAACGUAAAUAACUCGUGAAAUAGUGUAAUAUGGAUGAUUUACAAUUGAAUAUAUCGGUGCCUAAAAAGGAUAAAAAGAAGCCAAGUGCGCCACAGAACAAUGCAGGAGAAUACAAAUUUGUUUCUAAUCCAAAAUUCACUGGGAAGACUAUAGCUAGGAAACGGCCUCAGAACUUAGCUCAAGCAAACCGUGCUGUACUAAAAAAUGCUGAAGGACCUCCAAAGAAGGUAGCUAAAGUAGCACCACCGAAGGAGGACAAAUCUGAUGAUUUGGGUGCAAAACUACGAGACCUGAGUGAGAAUAAAGGCAAAUAUGAAGGCAAGAAUUACCAGGAACUCAGUGAUAAUAUACAGUUGAAACAGAACAAGCCUCGGAGUGGUGGUUGGAUAUCUUCGUUGUUCAAAAAUAAUCCUCAAGUGCCUCGUAUUGGGCAGCGGGCUGUCAAACCGAUUGUGGAGAAGGUGUUUGCAGGCAAAACCUUUUCUGACCUAGACUUACAUCCACAUAGUGUUGCUAACUUGCAACAAACUCUAGGUUUGAAAGAACUUAUGACUGUACAACAGAAUGCAAUACCCGUUAUUUUACAAGGACGAGAUGUUCUUAUUAGGUCACAGACAGGUUCAGGAAAGACGUUGGCUUAUGCCCUACCAAUCAUAGAAGGUCUGCAAGCAAUAAGACCGAAGAUAAAUAGGAAUGAUGGUAUCAGACCAUUCCAUUGGAUUGUGCCUGGUCUGUUGAGUGGAGGACAAAAGAGGAAGGCGGAGAAGGCGCGACUGAGGAAAGGCAUCAAUGUGUUAGUUGGUACACCUGGACGUAUCAACGACCAUUUAAGACAUACAGCCUCAUUUAACUUCGCUAAAACUGGCUGUUUAGUGUUGGAUGAAGCAGAUCGUUUAUUAGACAUGGGUUACGAGAAAGAUGUCGCAGCUAUCGUUAAAGCUAUUGAGGAUCAUAAAAAAGCAGCCACAUACGAUCCUUUAGCUUUAAUGAAACAAAAUAUUGUAGAAAAAGUUAAAAAAGAAGAUUCUGAUGUUGAAACGGCUUUGCCAGAUGAAGAAAAGAGUACAGAAACUAAAAGAGGUCUAAAAGCAUUUACUGGUCAAAACCACAAAGAUUUAUUUAAAAAAGAUGAUGCUGCUGCACCCAGUACGGCUCCAAAAGCUAAUGUCGUACAAAACGAGGAUGAUAGUGACAGCGACUCUGAUUAUGAAUAUUUCAAAGCACAAAGGGAAUAUGAUCUUAAAAACCCCAAAGUUGUGAAAGAAAAAGAAAGUGAGGACGAUAGUGAUGAUGAUGAGGAUGAUGAAGAAGGAAAUGAAGAAAAAGCUGCUCCACAAGUAAAUACUUUCGCUGCAGCAGUCAAAUCUGCAAUAGUUGAGGAUGAAUUGGUAUUACCAGCAACAGUGAACCAAACGUUCCUUAUAGUUCCAAUGAAACUCAGACUUGUUACCUUGUGCGGUCUCAUUGUAGAACAUUGCAUAAUGAACAAGAAAGGAGGUAAAAUGAUAGUGUUCGUAGCCACACUUGAAAUGGUCGACUAUCUCUCAGACCUUAUAGAUACGGCGCUCACUGGCAAAGAAGUCAAAAAGAAGAAUCAAGAGAAAGCUAAAAAUUCUAAAGCGAAGAAAAGAAAAGCUGAUGAUGAAGAUGGUGAUGAUGACAAAGACUCAUCAUCAUCGGAAGAUGAAGAUGACUUCAAAGUGGAAUAUGAAGAACCAACGGAAGGUGGGUUGGUGCCAGUCGACUUGGAUAUGUUUAGCCUUCACGGAUCUAUGCCUCACGAGCAGAGGAUGGAGGUGUUCAAGCAGUUCCGAACUGCACGGAGCGGAGUACUAAUUUGUACGGUACGCGCCUUCAACGCGAGUCAAUCAUUGUCUUGUGUUAUUACCGCGCACAUGAUGUUGCUGCCCGAGGAAUUGAUGUGCCUCGAGUGGAUCUCGUGUUGCAGUUCUGUGUUCCAGCUUCCGCCACCGAUUAUGUUCACAGAGUGGGUCGUACUGGACGUGCAGCUCAAGUCGGUGCUGCUGUAUUGUUCCUAUUACCUAGCGAAGCGAAGUUCAUCAGGCAUUUGGAGGAGAAGAGAUAAGGUGAGAUGUUAUCCGAAAAUGUUACGUCAAGGCGACGAGUCCCGAGCUUUAGAAGCGCUGCGUACCGUAGUACCGGGAGCCACCACUGCUCAGCGCGCCGCCAUUGCAGUGCAAGCACGCCUGGAACACACCGCUCAUACAAAUAGAGACUGGCUGCUCAGAGCCAGCAGAGCAUAUACAUCAUGGGUCCGAUUCUACGCGGGGUACCCACGUGAUGUGCGCGAAUACUUGGACUCAAAACAACUGCACUUGGGUCACGCGGCCAAAGCAUUCGCUCUCCGGGACGCCCCAGGCACGCUAGCUCGCAGGGUCAAGUCCAACCCUAGCAAUAAGAAGGACAGGCCUUCCAAUAGACUCACUGUACAUGCGGACGAAGAGAAGAAACGGCCAGGAUUCCCAAAAGCUAAGUUCGGCUCCGGCAAUCGUAACAUACCGAAGCAGAGCUCAAUGCAUACAGCCAGCGAAUUCGACAGCGGCCUGCCACCCGUCGACCAAUCGCAACCCAAGCACAAGAAAAAGAAGAACAAAUGACAUUUAAAUAACAUAAGUCAUGCGAUUUAAUAUUAAAAAGGACCUUUGUAAAUAAAAACCAUUAACGACGCAGGU